AUGACAUCUCUUUCUAGCAAUAAUAUUAAUUCACUUAAGCUCCUUGCAUCUCUUGAUGAAGGACGCAUUAAGGCAAUUACGGAUAUAGCAAUCAAAGCAAUUUUAAAUCCAGAAACAGAAAAUGAAUUACAAGGCAAAGAAGCCGACGCACAAAUUGGUCUUGCAUCACUCAUAUUAUUAUUUGCUCGUCAAGGAUCUGUUCCAGAAACAAUGAAACCAGUUCUCCGCGAUGCUGGAAUUGGUGAAUCUUCAAUAAAUUACAUCGCUGAUCAAUAUUCUGCAAAAGUCGAACUCAUUCGUGCUAAACUUGCUACAAUUUCUGCUGGAUAUCCAAAAGUAGUUGGCUGCAAUUGGAGAUUAGAUUAUGCAGUAUCUAAUAGCGAAACUGGAUCUGUCCUUAAACCUUUAUUCUUUGUUCAAUUAGAUCUCGAAGGAGGCUCGCAACUUAAUUUCACUUGCACCGAAGAAGAAAUGACCUCUUUGGUCAGUUCUUUGAAGGAAGCAGCAGCUGAAGCUGCUCGUACAAAGCAAUAA
Messenger RNA from Trichomonas vaginalis G3, 534 nucleotides. Its product is annotated as COMM domain containing protein 3 domain-containing protein. Gene Ontology annotation, biological process: sodium ion transport. Lineage: Eukaryota; Parabasalia; Trichomonadida; Trichomonadidae. The record is from RefSeq and is a predicted model, not a curated record. The coding region runs from base 1 to 534 and encodes 177 amino acids. The transcript has a single exon.